AUGGAGCUAUGCAUGGCAGCCCAAGAAGAUGCGACACCGUGGGAAGUCUUACAUGAAGAUUCUUUGCCAAAAACCAACACAGAGGUCCCAGGUACAGAGACCCUUCUAGAUGGCCGGGCCCACUUCUCCCUUCUCGGAGUCGUGCGUCGAAAGCCAGCUCGCAUGGACGCCGAGUCUACGCGCAGCAAGUCCUGCUCAGACAAGCUUGCACUACGGCAAGUCUCCUCCUUGCUAUCCUGUGAGACCAGUCGCCUCAUUGCUCCCACCGAGAAUGCCUAUCUAGCAGGUUUAAUUCUUCCCGAGGAAGAAAUCAGCCAAGUUGGCUGUGACCGCUCAUUUGGCGAGAACGGCCGGAUGCAGGCUUUGGGUGGGCAAUCUUGGCCCAAGGAGAUGAAUUUCAAAGAAAGCACACCAGGGUAUCGAUUCCGGCCAUUCCAAAUUCUUUCGGUACUGAGUGAAGAGGUGGCAACACUUUGGCCUUUUGCGAAGCCGAAAUCUGUGCCUUGUACUGCUUCUUUGGAGCAGGAAGGGGACCCUUCGACGUCUGGAGCAAAAUCUAAAAAGUCCAGGCCAGGGAAUGUGAGCGCGGUUUGGAUAUUGGCUCCCUCGUAUCACUGCCCAUCAGCAAUGACCAUGGAUACCGGCGCCAAGUCAGUGCCGACUCUUUGCCGUUCCAAAACCGGUUUGUAUGAGACUAUCAUCAAUGGAGUGAAACAAGGAAACCGGGCAUCCUCACCUGCUGCCCGUGGGGCCUCGUCUUUAUCUCGAGCUAAGCUUUGGGCUCUUUUUCGCGAAAUUGCGCCCUCGGUUCCACGUUCCUAUCAGACCGAUGUCUCCCAAGCCGAAUCGCUGGUGGAUGCUUCGGAAGCUGAAGAUCCGCACGCCAAUACAGUUCAGCCCCGCAUGCCAGAUAUUACCACCUACCAGGAUUUCAAAAACCCUAGCAGCUUGAAAGACCCGUUGGAAAUCCGUAGGCAGGCCAUCGGGGAUGCGAGACUGGUUCUCAAGGGAUGGAUGCCUAAUUCAGGAGAUGAAUCUUGGGGCUUGGAUGUUUUGGUUGACCCCAAAAAGCGAAAGCGUUGA
Molecule: messenger RNA, 1083 nt
Organism: Penicillium griseofulvum
Lineage: Eukaryota; Fungi; Ascomycota; Eurotiomycetes; Eurotiales; Aspergillaceae
Product: tRNA-specific adenosine deaminase
Exons: 1
Coding region: 1-1083 (360 amino acids)
Biological process (GO): tRNA wobble adenosine to inosine editing
Molecular function (GO): tRNA-specific adenosine-37 deaminase activity
Source: RefSeq, a predicted model, not a curated record